Molecule: messenger RNA, 792 nt
Organism: Dacryopinax primogenitus
Lineage: Eukaryota; Fungi; Basidiomycota; Dacrymycetes; Dacrymycetales; Dacrymycetaceae
Exons: 6
Coding region: 1-792 (263 amino acids)
Source: RefSeq, a predicted model, not a curated record
AUGAAGUUCUCUGCUGAGUAUUACGACGACGCCUUCGAGGUCGCCCGGGUUGAUGAAGGGCUUGUACAUCCGAAUGCUAGUCUGAACCCGUUGAAGCGGCUGGCGAGACAGUGUAUGGAGAAGGCCAAGCUUCCGGGUGCUUGGCAAGAGAGUGCCGCGGUCCGUGUUCAGAACGCGAGCGAUGAAGAUGAAGAUGAAGACAUGGACGCCGUGGAAGACUUGGUGGACGAUUCUGACACGGAUCGAGAGGAUGAAGACGAGAUGACCGAGUGGAAUUCGAAUCCCUAUGCUCUGACAGAAGAGGAGUACCAGCUGCGCCUCAAACAGCUCAAGCAUUCGGAGGAUGAGGCAUGGGAACGUGCACGCCAGAUACUAGCAGAAGUCCGCGCUCAGUACAAGGAUACGCCAGAUGCGGAAGGCAUCUCCGAAGAUGAAGAUGCCGACGAAACUGAUGCUGACUCCGACAUCGAGUACGAGCACGAACAACUAGAUGAUUCCGUCAGCGAAGCCGACUACUUCUUCGGUGAGACCCAGAUGGACAAAGAGUUCGACAUGCUCUUGACAGUCAUGCGUCCAUUUCCGCAUCCCAAAAAGCUCGCCCUUGCCCUGAAGGGACUGAGCCAAGUACGAGAUCCGUUCUCCCUCAGGCGCCUGCCGGGUCAUAUAAGAAGGCGACAUGCGAACAUGUCACCCCCUCAUAUCUCGUGCAUGCCUUUUCCGUAUGCGGUGUUGUCUGACUAUACGGUGUGGCCGGAUGGUGUCUGCCCUGCGUUCAGACUGGGGAUUCCUUAG